AUGUCUGAUAGUGAAGAGAACCAUCUUGCAGACAUUUUUGAUGAUGAAGAUGAUGUGAAGAAUCUCCAACCAGAAGAACAAGCUGAUGAUGUAAACAACAUAUAUGCACAGGCUACAGAUACUUUUGAUGAUAGAAGAGGCACCAAAAAGAACAUUGUAAGAAAAACACAAAGAAAUGAUGAAUUUGGUGACAGCAGCAGGUCCAAUGAAGUUGAUACUACAAGACAUUCCGGGUACUUUGAUGAAGGCAAUGAUGAAAUGGAAGAAGACCAAUACGCCAACGAAGACCCAGAAUCCCGCAAACGGAGACUUUUAGAAGAGAAAAUGGAUCAAGCAAUGAAAUCAAAGACCACAAGACGUCGUAAGGCAGAUGAAGACGACUUAGAAAGAAUGCAAGAUGAUAGGAUUGAUAGCUUGAAGGAUAAGAUGAUUAGGGCUGCUAAUGUUGAUGUUGAGAAGAAUAGUCAGGGCCAAAUUGCUACUGAGAAAUUGAAAAUGUUAAAAGAAGUAAUGAAUGUUUUAAGUAAAGCUGAUUUAGCUAUAUCCAUUUUGGAUAACAAUCUUUUGGAAGCUGUACGGUUAUGGUUGGAGCCUUUACCCGAUGCCCUGAUGCCUGCUUAUCAAAUUCAAAUGGAGCUUGUUCAAAGUUUAACUGCAUUACCUAUCAAAACUGAUCACUUGGUUGCCAGCGGUAUUGGUAAAGUAUUGGUUUUUUAUCAAAGAUCAAAAAGAACAGAACCCAAUUUGAAGAGAAUAGUUGACAGAUUGAUUAGUGAUUGGACAAGACCAAUUUUGAAUAAAUCUGACAGUUACAAGGACAGAACCAUACGAUUCCAUGAUUACAAUAAGAACAAAUAUGCUAACCAAUUACUGUCACAACGGAAACGUAAUAAGCUCAAGGAAUCCAAAACCUUGUAUGAAGAAAGUGCAGAAAGAAGAAAUAGGGCUGCUAUUCCUGCUGCCAGAACCACAGCAUAUAGAAUUGCUCCUAAAGUUAAUAUUGAUAUGCUUGCUAAGCAAAGAUCAACAGGUAUGGAUGAGAGAUUCAAGAAGAUUAAUCAGAAGAUGACUAUGUUAAAGGUCAAAAAGUCCGCAAAGAAAUCUGGACCUUCUAUAGAAGGUAGAAACCUUGCAGGUAUAUAA
This is a messenger RNA of Lizanozyma spartinae, 1143 nucleotides long. RefSeq lists its product as uncharacterized. Gene Ontology annotation, biological process: poly(A)+ mRNA export from nucleus. The coding region runs from base 1 to 1143 and encodes 380 amino acids. Gene Ontology annotation, cellular component: nucleus. The record is from RefSeq and is a predicted model, not a curated record. Lineage: Eukaryota; Fungi; Ascomycota; Pichiomycetes; Serinales; Debaryomycetaceae. The transcript has a single exon.